Dictyostelium purpureum is the source of this 234-nucleotide messenger RNA. RefSeq lists its product as uncharacterized. The record is from RefSeq and is a predicted model, not a curated record. Gene Ontology annotation, cellular component: mitochondrial inner membrane. The transcript is spliced from 3 exons. NCBI's taxonomy places the organism in Eukaryota, Evosea, Eumycetozoa, Dictyosteliales, Dictyosteliaceae. Bases 1 to 234 code for a protein of 77 amino acids. Gene Ontology annotation, biological process: pyruvate import into mitochondria.
AUGGUUGGCUUCCUUGGUGCUGCCGCAAAUUGGACAAUCCCAAUUGCUUCUUUUAUGAAUUUAAAAAAUGACCCAGAAAAAAUAGAUCCAAUUAUGACAACUACACUUGCAAGUUACAGUUUAGUAUUUAUGAGAUGGGCUAUCGCUAUCUAUCCACCAAAUUAUUGGCUUUUAGGUUGUCACGCUGCUAACGAAGUUGCUCAAUUAACUCAAUUGUCAAGAUGGGGUUUGUAA